ACGGCGACGUUCCCAGCUCGGUCGCUCUGGAGAGGGUGAAAACAUUCAUUCUACUGAAGAUUUAUGGUCUCUGUAGUGGCAACAAGAGAAGCUACGAAUUCGUGGAAGCGUUCCAGGGUGACCUAACCAACGUAGGUCGCUGUUAGCAGAUUACACAAAUGUCACGCUUACCGAACGUAAAGGCCAUCACCGAGUACACCGAGGCGUACGCAAAUGAUGUCGAUGCCCAUAAUGAUGAACAAGCUGCACGACUGCUUGAGGCUUUGUAUAUCAUUGAUUGCUAUCGAGUGGUGAUGAUGAUGCGACCACCUACUCUAAUGUGGCACACCUUGACUCGACUGGCCGCGCAAGCACAACAGGGCAGUCGACUUACUUCGGUCAUUCGGAGCGCCGCAGCUCUUGUUGAUGGGACAGUAUUGCCGCGGCCAGCCAACGGAGAGGAUUGUAGUCUCGCAUCACUUGCCUCCCUAGCUCCGCAUCUCUGGACAGUCCUUUACCCACGGCGAAACCAACACAAGGGCGACACUGUGCUAGCAGAAGCGCUCCGUAUAGGCAAGCCAGAUUUUGUUGAGAUAGCAUGUGAGAAAUGGAUUCAGUCGGGCGUUGCUGUCCCUUCGACAGACAUGACGGCGCUUUUACUAUACCAUAUGAUUGGCAUCAAUCUCCACGCAAACCUCAGUACACUCCAAACGUUCGCCUAUCUAGGCACAGGUUCGGAAACGCACGGUCAUAGAGGCAGAAGCAUGGCUGAAGAGAUCCAUUGCUGGUUGGAGGAGCGUGACUAUGACGUUGCGCAUUGGCAUGCCGAGCAACUGACCACUAUCGUCGAAGCUAGCCUCACGCAUCCGAAGGCAGAUGCGUCACUGAGGUCGCGGUCGUCGCUGAGCUCCGGCAACACAGCAGAGCCACGAAAAGUCGUGUACGAAGCGCCGCACGUACCGUACGCCAUAUAUUACGCAACCUUGGUUCUGUACGUCAAGGGCGCAGCCAUGCGUGACCGGCUUUCGGCGCCGCUGGUCAGGGCUCCGCUUGUGCGAGGAGAAAGGCUUCUGUCUUUCCUCAAGGUGGCCGUGGCGCAGCCCUUAGCACGAAUGCUUUGUGACAUGAGCUGAUAGCGGGCGCCUGUUCCGGUUGGAGAGGCUGUUCGCUACAAUGCAAGGAGAUAAUGGUAUGCUUUCCAGUAACAACGUACAUUUACCGGAGACCCAGCCGCAAAGAUAUCGUCGGCAGCAGUUUCUGAGCCUACCUGUCUCCGAUUUAGUCUUAGUAUCACGGCGAGAGUUGUGC
Messenger RNA from Baudoinia panamericana UAMH 10762, 1287 nucleotides. RefSeq lists its product as uncharacterized. The record is from RefSeq and is a predicted model, not a curated record. The transcript is spliced from 3 exons. The coding region runs from base 159 to 1112 and encodes 317 amino acids. Lineage: Eukaryota; Fungi; Ascomycota; Dothideomycetes; Mycosphaerellales; Teratosphaeriaceae.